AUGAAAGAAUGUGGGGCCCCUUUCGAGAAUGUAUCUGAAGUGGCACAAGCAUCACUCGCUCCUUCUUCCCCCUCCUUUUCGUGCAUGGCAGUGUGUGAGAAGGUGGAAUCUAAAGGGCGCACCACGUACAAUGAGGUAGCAGACGAGCUCGUGGCAGAGUUCACAGGGCUGCAAGGCACUGCCACCCUGCCGCAAGACCAGCGGCAGGUGUAUGACAUGACCCCUCCAGCCCUCUCCCACCACGCCCCUCCCACUACACCCCCCUCCCCUCGCCCCUCCGGCAGCAGUACGAUGAGAAGAACAUUCGGUGGCGGGUGUACGAUGCACCCCUCCGCUUUGUCCCGCCAUCUCCCCUCUCUGCCCCAAAUCCCCUCUACCUGCGCAGUACGACGAAAAGAACAUCCAGCGGCGGGUGUACGACGCGUUGAACGUGCUGAUGGCGAUGGAAGGGCCUUCCUCCUCUGCCCCCCCCCACUUCCCCCCCACCUCUCCCACCUCCCCCUGCCCCCUCAACCCCCUCGGCAGCAGUACGACGAGAAGAACAUUCGGCGGCGGGUGUACGACGCGCUGAACGUGCUGAUGGCGAUGGACAUCAUCUCCAAGGAGAAGAAGGAGAUCAAGUGGAAGGGCCUCCCGCCCUCCUCUGCUUCGCACCAGCUCCUCCUGGUGCGUGUGGUGUGUGCUGUGGUGUGUGCUGUGGUGUGUGCUGUGCUGUGCUGUGGUGUGUUGCUGCUCGUGCUGAUGACGAUGGACAUCAUCUCCAAGGAGAAGAAGGAGAUCAAGUGGAAGGGCCUCCCCCCCUCCUCCGCCUUGCACCAGCUCCUCCUGGUGCGUGUGGCGGAGUCAUCACGCGUGCGCAGUCGCGUGGAAAAGAAGGCCGCCCAUCUCGAGGAGUUGAAGGAGCAGGUAUGCCACCCCUCUCUCCUCUCCACUUUCUAUCAAGGAGCAGGUAUGCCACCCUCUCUCCCUCCUCUUCACUCUCGUUCUAGGAGCAGGUAUGCUUCCUUCUCUCUCCCCCCCUCGCGCUUGCUCCAUCUUGCUCCAUUUUCCUUGCUGCUGUUCUACUUCUCCUCUGCACCUUCUGUGUUCCUCUUGGCAUGCUCUUUUGCCUAUGGCCGGCAUCGAGCGUCUCAUGCGCCGCAACGAGGCCAGCAGCCAGCAGGGGGGCCCACCUGCGGGUGGCGGGGUGGCGCUGCCAUUCAUUCUCGUGCAGGUACAUGCAAAGCGGAAUCAGAAUGGUACCGUUAUCCUCUCUAUUCCUCUCUCUUCCUUUCUCUUCCCUCUCAACCCUUCUCUCUUCCCCCUCUCCCUCCCUCUUCCCUCUCUCUUCCUCUCUCUUCCCCCUCACUUUCUCCCUCUUCCCUCUCACUCCCCCUUUUUUCUGUCUAUGGCACGGAGCAGACCCGCCCACAGGCAACGGUGGAGGUGGAGAUAUCGGAGGAGACAUGCAGCUCCUGUCUCACCUCCUCUUUCCUCCUCUCCCCCUCCGUGCUCCUCUGUGGUGUGCAGACCCGCCCACAGGCAACGGUGGAGGUGGAGAUAUCAGAGGACAUGCAGCUCGUGCACUUUGACUUCAGCACCACGCCCUUCGAGCUGCACGAUGACAGCUAUGUACUGCGAGCCAUGGGUGCUAAUGGUGUGGGGAGUGGCGUGGCCGGAGCAGGAGGGCCAGGGGGUCAGCCUGGCAGGGCAGACCGUGUGAUCUACUCUCCGCCUCAGCAGCAGCAGCAGCCGCAGCAGCAGCAGGGGCAGCAGCAGCCGCAGGGGCAGUACCAAUCAGCUGCGCAGGUUCCAGUGCAAGCUAUGGGUGCAUCUGCGCUUGCCCCAGGCCAAAUGGCACCUCAACUUCAGACUCAGGGAUCCGCAGCUGUGCACCUUCCACAGCAGCAGCAGCUGCAACAGCAGCCACAGCAGCAGCAGCAGGUGGCACAGCAAGGGAUGGUGGGGAGUGCGCCUCAGAUGCAAAUGGCAGGAGGGGGGGUGAUGGGUGGGGGUAGUCGUGCUUACCAAGCAGGGGUUGCAGCACCACCCACUUCUACUGUCACCUCUCCUCCUCCUGCCCCUGGCAGUAGUAUGGGUGCUGAUACCAUGGGACAAAACCCUGGAGGGAUGGAGGGGCCAGGGCAAGGAGGUGCACUGGGGGAGAUGCAGCAGAGUCAGGGGGGGCAGUAUGGGCAGGGGCAGGUGCAAGGGGGCAUGGCAGGAGAGGCGAUUGGGGAGGGUGGGGUGGCUGGGUCAGGAACAAGCGAGCACAUGCAAGGGGGGUAUUAG
This is a messenger RNA of Closterium sp. NIES-65, 2271 nucleotides long. The record is from the annotation of a GenBank genome assembly. Lineage: Eukaryota; Viridiplantae; Streptophyta; Zygnematophyceae; Desmidiales; Closteriaceae.